This is a messenger RNA of Calidris pugnax (ruff), 1759 nucleotides long. It is a transcript of the gene CTBS, whose product is annotated as chitobiase, di-N-acetyl-. Lineage: Eukaryota; Metazoa; Chordata; Aves; Charadriiformes; Scolopacidae. Gene Ontology annotation, biological process: carbohydrate metabolic process; chitin catabolic process. Gene Ontology annotation, molecular function: chitinase activity; chitin binding. Gene Ontology annotation, cellular component: extracellular region. The coding region runs from base 39 to 1136 and encodes 365 amino acids. The transcript has 7 exons. The record is from RefSeq and is a predicted model, not a curated record.
UCCACCCGCCAGCCCCGCGGCGGAAGCGGGGCCCUGCCAUGGGGCGGCCGUGGGGCCGGUCGUUGCUGCCGCUCGGCCUCCUGCAGCUGCUGGGCGGCCUGGCCGCCGGUGUGUGCCCCUGCCCGGACCCGCGGCUCUGCCACCCCAUCACGGGCACCGGCGGCUUCGAGGUCUUCGUGUUCGAUGUGGGGAAGGAAACCUGGAAAUCCUACAACUGGUCAAAAAUUACGACUGUGGCAGCAUUUGGGAAGUACGACCCUGAGCUCAUGUGCCAUGCUCACUCUAAAGGCGCCAGGAUAGUCCUGAAAGGUGAUGUACCUCUUAAGGAGAUUGUUGAUCCUGCUAAAAGAGCAGCGUGGAUAUCCCAACAGGUGGACCUUGCAAAAAGGCAGUAUAUGGAUGGAAUUAAUAUAGAUAUAGAGCAAGAAGUUAAUGAAACCUCUCCUGAGUAUUAUGCAUUAACAGAGCUUGUUAAAGAAACUACAGAUGCUUUUCACAGAGAAAUUCCAGGAUCACAGGUAUCGUUUGACGUGGCUUGGUCUCCAUCAUGCAUAGAUAAAAGGUGCUACAACUACACUGGGAUUGCAGAUGCCUGUGACUUCUUAUUUGUGAUGUCAUAUGAUGAACAGAGCCAGAUCUGGACAGACUGUAUUGCAAAAGCCAAUGCUCCUUAUCUGCAAACGUUAGUUGGAUACGAAGAGUACAUUACUAUGGGCAUUGAUCCGAAGAAGCUUGUGAUGGGCGUCCCCUGGUAUGGCUAUGACUAUGUCUGCCAAAACCUGUCUCAGGAUCACAUUUGCUACCUCCCCAAAGUACCUUUCCGUGGGGCUCCUUGCAGUGAUGCUGCAGGGCGUCAGGUCCCCUACGGAGCAAUAAUGAAGCAGGUGAACAGUUCUCUCUCAGGGGUGCUGUGGGAUGGGGUACAGAAAUCUCCAUUUUAUGAAUACCAGGAUUCUUUUGGUCACUUGCACCAAGUGUGGUAUGAUGACCCUCGCAGCAUCUCUCUAAAAGCAGCAUAUGUGAAGAAACGAGGUUUAAGGGGCAUUGGCAUGUGGAAUGGAAAUAGUCUUGACUAUUCCAGGGAAGCUGUAGCAGAAAAACAAACUGAAGCAAUGUGGCAAGCCCUGACACCGUAAGAACUAUGUCAACCUUGAUUUUUUUUUUAUUAUGGCUUAUACUAUCAUAGACUUUGACUUUAUAUAAAUAUAUCAUGAUUACAAAAACUUUGAUUACAAAACUAACCAAAUUCAACUUGUUAUUUUCUAUGCAAAGCCAUAUUUUCAUUCUUCAGAAAGUCCCCAUGUUGCUUUAGCAGCGUUUUUUUAAAAAGACUGUUGAUCUUUUUUAUUUUUCACAACUACCGUAAGUUGGUUAAAGCUCGACCGCAGUGUGUGUCUGGUAACAAGACCAAGGGGUGGAUUUACAGGGACAAUCUAAUAAUGAACCUUUGCUAAGGCUGCCUGCUGCAGCGAGCAUUCAUUCCGGGGUCAUACGGUGCAGUCUCAGCAUUCUGAUUUCCCACCCCGACCUAUAUUUUAGCUAAAUCACUCUUGAAUCAGAUUAAACACAGAAUACUGGAGAGACAGAUUGUUGCUUACAUGCAACUUGGUGAAACUUGUGCUUGUUCUUUGGUUACUCUUCUAGAGAUUAAAAUAUUUUAUAGACUGAAGAAAUUAUGUAACAUGAAAUAGCUGACAUUAAGAUUUUUAUCAGAUUUGUUGUUAAAAGGGAAUAUUCAAUAAACUCUGGUUUCACCGUG